AUCCGCUUCUGGACGCCGGAUGCUUUUUCUUGGCCCUGACUGGAACGGCGGUUGGGGCAGACGAGAAGGUGAUGGCGUCUCGGAGGGGAGUGUUGUGGGUCGCCUCAGUGCUUCUGGCAGUUGUUUCUGCCAAUGAAUUCAGUGUAUUAAGAACUCCUGAAUCUGUUAUAUUUCAAGAAGGAAAUUGGCCAAUUCCUGGAGAACGGAUCCCAGAUGUGGCAGCCUUAUCCAUGGGCUUCUCUAUUGAGGAAGAUCUCUCUUGGCCUGGGUUAGCAGUAGGUGAUCUCUUUCGGCGUCCGCGAGCUACUGUUCUUGUUACUAUAAUGGGGAUAGACAAGCUAACAAUGCCUAAGAAUGGAAUAUCUUACCCGAUUGAAAAUGCAGUUCCCUUCAGCCUGGAUGGGGUUGCAAAUUCAAUACAUACUUUAUUUUCUGAGGAAACGCCAGUAGUUGUUCAAUUAGCUCCUAGUGAAGAAAGAGUUUAUAUGGUGGGAAAAGCAAAUUCUGUAUUCGAAGAUCUUUCUGUCACACUGCGGCAGCUUCGGAAUAGACUUUUCCAGGAUAACUCCAUUCUUGCUUUCCUUCCCCUCAACUCCUUAAGCAGAAACAAUGAGGUUGAUCUCCUCUACCUGUCAGAAUUGCAAGUUUUGCAUGACAUCACAAGCUUGCUUUCUAGACACAAACAUCUGGCCAAAGAUCAUUCACCAGAUCUAUAUUCUCUAGAACUUUCUGGGUUGGAAGAAAUAGGUAAAAGGUAUGGGGAAGAUUCACAGCAGUUCAAGGAUGCUACUCAGAUUCUUGCAGACUCUCUGCAAAAGUUUGCAGAUGAGAUGUACAACAUCUACAGUGGGAAUGCAGUUGUAGAAGUGGUAACUGUGAAGACUUUUGAUACUCCCUUUGUGAGAAAAUCCAGAUCUAUUCUACAAUCCACAGAGAGCAAGCCAGAAAAUCCAUAUAACCUAGGAUAUGCAUACAACUUUAACUAUGCUGUUAUCUUCAAUAUAAUUUUGUGGAUCAUGCUUGGAUUAGUGAUAGCUGUGAUUGUUAUCUCCUACAAUCUGUGGAAUAUGGAUCCAGGUUAUGACAGCAUCAUUUAUAGAAUGACCAACCAGAAAAUUAGAAUGGAUUAACCUUCAAAUGCAAAUCUAAGAGGAGAAAUGCUUCUUCAGUAUUCUGGCAAAAUUCAAUAUGGACUCUUCAUAGUGUGAAUAUUUUUAUGAAGUAUACAUUUGUUUUGUGAGGAUAUAUUAAAGGGUAAUAGUGGGUGUAGCCAAUGUGCAGAGUUGAAAAUUAGUACUACACAACCACGAGCUAAUUCCAAUUGAAAUAUAUAUUUAUUCUACCCUGUGUCUGCAGUGUGCAUUGUGCUUGUUUAUAUUGCUUAUGAUUAAUAUUCUAUCAGUGUUCUUAUGCUGAAACUUUAGAAUGUUUUCUUGAAUUAUGUUAUAGAUGAAUAAAGUAAUUCAUGAUGUAAAUAUUUCAAAUUUUAGGAUUUUAAUCCUAUUAAGCUUGAUUAUCCAAUGUAAAAGUUUCUUUAAGCAAAGGUACCUUUUUAAAAUACAACCUUGCUGUACAUUCACCCUAAAUGUUUAUUCAAAGUUACUGUGUUUCUUAAAAUAAUGAAAUUAUCUGAAAGAAGAGAAAUACAUAGUGGUGCAACAUCUGUAUUAAUAAUUGUAGGAAUGUAGGAUCUUGUGGUAUUUAUGAGUAGUGAAUUCUGAUGAAAAAGUCAGUUAUAUUCCAUGUUCUUUUGUCAUGUGAUCAGUUAACAAAUGGUACAUAGUGGCCUGUGUUCUGUACUUGACAUGAUGCAUUUCAGUUCCUGACAUACGCUGAAAAAACCCAAAAAGGCUGAUAUUUGAGUGGAAUGUUUUAUUGAGCAUCAAAUGCUAGGUAUAACCAUAGCACUGAAGAUGGCAUAGGCCUUGACAUCAAAUAGAAUCUGCUUGCAGUGCAGAAUUAACAUUAAACAAAUGUAAUGGCUUGAGAUGCUUGAAAGAUUGUUGUAGGGUGGAUUUCAUUUAAAUCAAGUCGAUUUUAAUUCGUCUUUUAAAUCACUAGUAAAAAGGCUUGAUUUAAAUCAGCUUGAUUUAAAUCAUAAUUUUUAAAAAGCAACUGUCAUAUCUGUCCCACAGCGGCUUCUCCUCUGACCUACUGUUGAUUCACCAAUAGUCCCAUUCACUUUAAUGGGAUGGCUAGUGAUGCGGCAAUGACACAAGGUGAGGGAUAUGGCAGGCAGCAGGUGAGUGGAUGCCCACUAACAGGCGCUGCCAUGAUGGAUCUGAAAAGACAGGCGCUCUUUAAUUUAUAAUCUGCUUAGAAGGUUUCACUUUCAUUUUUACCACUUGCCUUUCCUCCUCACACUUAAGAGCCUGGUGGUACAGAUGCAAUUCUCUUCAAACAACCAUACAGUUUGUAGUGUACAUAGAUUUUCAAAACAACGGGAUAAAGGAAUAUUCCUGAACUUUGCUUUAAGAUUUAUCUCAUGGUUACUGUGAAAUUGUGUGAAUGUAUCCAUGCAUUGCAGAGCUUGGAUUCAUUGAGUUUAC
Molecule: messenger RNA, 2549 nt
Organism: Notechis scutatus (mainland tiger snake)
Lineage: Eukaryota; Metazoa; Chordata; Lepidosauria; Squamata; Elapidae
Gene: ATP6AP2
Product: ATPase H+ transporting accessory protein 2
Biological process (GO): positive regulation of Wnt signaling pathway
Cellular component (GO): membrane; external side of plasma membrane
Molecular function (GO): signaling receptor activity
Source: RefSeq, a predicted model, not a curated record